This is a messenger RNA of Periconia digitata, 1266 nucleotides long. The record is from the annotation of a GenBank genome assembly. Lineage: Eukaryota; Fungi; Ascomycota; Dothideomycetes; Pleosporales; Periconiaceae.
ACCUUGGCCAUGUCUGGCUGGUUCACUCUCUUCACCAACGGCCGCUACAUCCUCGAUGGCCAGCUCGUGGAAGACCACCUCGUAAUCUCCGACGAGACAGGCCGCAUCCUCAAAAGGGAGGGCUACAUUGGCGGCGAGGCCGUCGAUCUUGAAGACAACAUCAUUGCUCCUGGUUUUUUGGAAUUGCACACCAAUGGCGCCAAUGGCUUCCACUUUACUCACUUCACCGACUCGGAAACCUAUAAGCAAAAUGUAGAUGGCAUCGCCAAAUAUUAUGCUACUCAAGGCGUUACCGGUUUCUGGGCCACCAUCCCCACGGUCAAGCCCGAAGAAUUCCAGAUGAUCCUCCCAUCCCUCGCUCCCCGCGACAUCCCAAACGCAGCAUCCCUCCUAGGCGCCCACACCGAAGGACCCUACCUCCACCCGACGAAAAAAGGCGCCCACAACUCCUCCCUCUUCCAAGCCUGCAACACCCCAGCCGCAUCAGUCUACGGCACCACAAACCUCAACACAACCGUAAAACUCGCAACCGUCGCACCCGAACUCGCCUCCUCAUCAUCCCUCAUUCAAUCCCUCGCCAGCACAGGGAUUCGUGUGUCCCUAGGCCACUCCACCGCCUCCUACGCAGAUGGACUGGCUGGUCUCAGAGCUGGCGCAACAUGUCUAACCCACACCCUCAACGCCAUGCCGCCUUUGACCUCGCGUGCCCCGGGUCUUGCGGGUUUGAUCUCUCUACCGCGUACUUCUACGGAAAGUAGUACGAACCCGCCCGCUCCAUACUACACGAUUAUCCCGGAUGGCGAACACCUCCAUCCAGCUACCGUUUCCUUCUUGCACCGCACCAACCCCGCCCGUGCAAUCCUCAUCACCGACUCCAUUGAGCUCGCCUCUCUUCCUGAUGGGACUUACCCAGGCCAUGCGCAGAUUCCCUUCGAGCAGACGAAGAGCGGCACUAGAGCUACGAUUGCUGGCACUGACACGCUGAUCGGUGGAUGUAUCCCCUUACAGCAGGGCGUGCGGAACCUCAUGGAGUGGAGCGGGUGCGGCAUUGCCGAGGCUGUGGCCAGUGUGACGGAGAACGUAGCUGGCUUCAUGGGCAUUGAUGGAGUAGGCGGACGCGGUGUUUUGAGGGAAGGUCGGAGGGCGGAUUUGUGCGUAGUGAGUGAGGAGGGGGACGUGCUGCAGACAUGGGUUGCUGGCAUCAAGGUGUGGGAUCGCGAUGACGAAGUUGCUAGAAAAGAGGACGACGGAGAGUCUAGAGGCUAA